Messenger RNA from Theileria equi strain WA, 833 nucleotides. RefSeq lists its product as hypothetical. Bases 60 to 833 code for a protein of 257 amino acids. The transcript is spliced from 2 exons. The record is from RefSeq and is a predicted model, not a curated record. NCBI's taxonomy places the organism in Eukaryota, Apicomplexa, Aconoidasida, Piroplasmida, Theileriidae.
ACAAGAAUAACAUCCAAGUUAUUUGUUAUAUCAAUUCAUUUUCUCAUUUGCUCUGUAAAAUGAGAUUCUCUAUCGUCGGUUUGCCAAAACUUCGUCUAUCACAGACUCGAUUCUUUGGUUUUGGUAACACGAUCGGAAUUCGUUCGGGAUGCAUUACUGAAUCGAAUAUUUCACCCACUUUUACCCCUGAAAAGCGGUUCCUUCAUGCCGGACAGGGACAUUUGCAAAGAUUAUCACAUAUCGUUCCUCUUGCUUUUAAAUCUUCGAGUUCCAAUGUCUUUUUCGUAAAAAACUAUGAAGAUUAUCAUAAUAUUGUGUAUUCUUCCUUGGAAACCCAAAUAGUUAGCUCCAAAGAUCUCUUAAUCUCUCUGUUUUUCACAAAGCAAAGCACGUCCUCACUAUCGGUAUUCGAAUCUAUAGGUAAGAUUGCGGAGGAUUUCCCAUUAAACAAAAUUCUGAUCAUCGAUGCCGACGUCGUCCCUCGAUCGGCCUACGAUGCUGAUAUACAACAGUUCCCAUCUGUCUUGCUUUCAUAUGGAGGUGACUUAUAUCGCCAGCUUAUUGAAACAAAUGGAGGGUUUCAUAAAGAUUGGCAGCGUUCAUAUGGCUGGUAUUUCAAACCAUUGGAUAUCAAUCAGGAGGAAUCUAGGGUAGAUUGCGUACUACCUGAGAGACUUUAUGAGUUGAUACAUGAAGGAAUAAAUAAGUUCCACUCUUCUCACAACGGACGAAAUAUUUCUAGUAUCAAAUCGAAGGCUGGAACACAUUCGUAUACGCAUGGUAUCGAUACGGAUAAUCUAAACCUCAAGCGUGUUGGAUGGCCCACAGAAUAA